Molecule: messenger RNA, 6281 nt
Organism: Sciurus carolinensis (gray squirrel)
Lineage: Eukaryota; Metazoa; Chordata; Mammalia; Rodentia; Sciuridae
Gene: Slc6a12
Product: solute carrier family 6 member 12
Exons: 17
Coding region: 503-2350 (615 amino acids)
Biological process (GO): neurotransmitter transport; sodium ion transmembrane transport
Cellular component (GO): plasma membrane
Molecular function (GO): gamma-aminobutyric acid:sodium:chloride symporter activity
Source: RefSeq, a predicted model, not a curated record
UGAGAUACACACACUCUGGGUGCUUUCUCUAGGAAAAUCCCAAGGAGAGGGUAGUGCCUGUAAAGCUCUGCCUGGAAGCCACAGAGGGCAGGUACUUGGUGGAAAACUCCAGUGUGUGAUUCACCCUCCUCCCGUGCCCUCAUCAGUGAGGCCAACACCCCUCCUGAGUUUUCAGCCUCCAGCCUGGGAGUUUGUGGCUCCCCCCCUACUGCUCUGACAGAGUGGCUUUCUGUCUGUGAGUCCCAGGACAACUUGGAUGGGAUUCCAUACUGGGAAGAACAGGAGUGAAUGUGGAGGACGUUCUCCUUUCAGGUGCCCGGGACUGACCCAUGUAUGGAGCUGAGCUGGCUGCAGGGCAGUGAGGAAGAUUUAAAGCCCAAAGAGGAGGUGUGAGUUGCUUAAGGUCACAGAGCAAGACCCAGCUCCACAACUUAUUGUCUUGACUUUGCCUCUCCCGACAUCUUGCCCCAUCCCACGGGGCCUCCCAACUCACUAUCUGGCUAUGGACAAAAAAGUGGCAGUUCAUGAGGAUGGGCCUCCUGUGGUCUCCUGGGUGCCUGAGGAGGGAGAGAUGUUGGACCAGGAAGGCGAGGACCAGGUGAAGGAUCGGGGCCAAUGGAACAACAAGAUGGAGUUUGUGCUGUCAGUGGCCGGGGAGAUCAUUGGGCUAGGCAAUGUCUGGAGGUUUCCCUAUCUCUGCUACAAAAAUGGAGGUGGAGCCUUCUUUGUUCCCUACUUCAUCUUCUUCUUCAGCUGCGGCAUCCCGGUAUUCUUCCUAGAGGUGGCCCUGGGCCAGUACACUAGCCAAGGCAGCGUCACUGCCUGGAGGAAGAUCUGCCCCCUCUUCCAGGGUAUUGGCCUGGCAUCUGUGGUCAUCGAGUCCUAUUUGAAUAUCUAUUACAUCAUCAUCCUUGCUUGGGCCCUCUUCUACCUGUUCAGCUCCUUCACCUCUGAGCUACCGUGGACAACCUGCACCAAUUCCUGGAACACAGAGCAUUGCAUGGACUUUCUGAACCACUCUGGAGCCCCCAGUGCAGUGACCCAUUCUGAGAAUUUCACCUCGCCUGUCAUGGAAUUUUGGGAGAGACGGGUUCUGGGCAUCACCUCAGGCAUCCAUGACCUGGGAACCCUGCGCUGGGAGUUGGCCCUGUGUCUCUUGCUUGCCUGGAUCAUCUGCUACUUCUGCAUCUGGAAGGGAAUCAAGUCCACAGGCAAGGUGGUUUAUUUCACAGCCACAUUUCCCUACCUGAUGCUGAUCAUCCUACUGAUCCGAGGUGUCACCCUUCCUGGAGCCUAUGAGGGCAUCAUCUACUACCUGAGACCAGACCUGCUUCGCCUCAAGGACCCCCAGGUGUGGAUGGACGCGGGCACCCAGAUCUUCUUCUCCUUUGCCAUCUGCCAGGGCUGCCUCACUGCCCUGGGCAGCUACAACAAGUAUCACAACAACUGCUACAGGGACUCCAUCGCCCUCUGCUUCCUCAACAGUGCCACCAGCUUUGUGGCGGGCUUUGUUGUCUUCUCCAUCCUAGGCUUCAUGUCCCGAGAGCAGGGAGUGCCCAUUUCUGAAGUGGCUGAGUCAGGUCCUGGUCUGGCCUUCAUCGCAUUCCCCAAGGCUGUGACUAUGAUGCCCUUAUCCCAGCUGUGGUCCUGCCUUUUCUUCAUCAUGCUCAUAUUCCUGGGACUGGACAGCCAGUUUGUCUGCAUGGAGUGCCUGGUGACAGCCUCCAUGGACAUGUUCCCCAGGCAGCUCCGGAAGAGCAGGCGGCGCGAGCUGCUGAUCCUCGCCAUUGCAGCGGCAUGCUACCUGAUAGGGCUCCUGUUGGUCACAGAGGGCGGGAUGUAUAUCUUCCAGCUGUUUGACUACUAUGCCUCCAGUGGCACAUGCCUGCUCUUCCUCUCCGUGUUUGAAGUUAUCUGCAUCAGCUGGGUGUACGGGGCGAACCGUUUCUAUGACAACAUCGAGGACAUGAUUGGCUACCGGCCGUGGCCGCUGGUGAAGAUCUCCUGGCUCUUCCUGACCCCAGGGCUUUGCCUGGCCACUUUCCUCUUCUCCUUGACCAAGUACACGCCUCUCAAAUACAACAACGUCUACGUGUACCCUCCCUGGGGGUACUCCAUUGGCUGGUUCUUGGCCUUCUCCUCCAUGGCCUGUGUCCCACUUUUCAUUGUCAUCACCCUCCUGAAAACCCAGGGUUCCUUCAAGAAGCGCCUGCGACAGCUCGUCACCCCGGACUCCAGCCUGCCACAGCCCAAGCAGCACACACGUCUGGAUGGAGGCACCAACCAGGGCUGCAGGCCCUCCCUAACGAAGGAUGGACUCAUUGCUGGGGAGAAGGAGACCCCCUUGUAGGAAGUGACCAGAGCCUAGGUCAGGGCCACCCUCCACCCAGAGGGAACAGCCCUCUCCUCUGACCCCUGCCACAGUCCUGCUGAGAACCUCUGAGGGUACUGCAGGCAUCUGCACCUGGAGGCCACCCACUGUCCUCUCAGCAGUGCUCCAGGCAGCUAUGCUUGCCAUCUGCUUCUGAUCCAACCUGCCAACUUCACGGAUGAGGAGACUGAGGACCAGAGGCAAAGUGACUUUCAAGUUUGUACAGCUUCUUAGAGCCAGAGUCAUGACUCAGACCUGGCGUCCUGUGAGCAGGCCGGUGUCCCUCCCUCCAUGCCCUGCCUUAAUUAACAAGCACAUAUAGACCACCUUCUGCCACCCGCUGGUCUUCUUUGCCUUGCCUCAUAUUUGCUCAGUCACACUGUCUUGGCGUGGGAGGGAGGAAGGGAGGGCCCUUCUCUGGACUGUGUCCUGCCUUGGGAUCCCCUCUGCCAGCCCAUACCCACUGACCGGAUUCCUCUAGGGGUGUUUUGCUGCUCUCCAUGUUCUCUGCCCUGAGGGUGUCAUGGGAUCUCACUGAGACAGGAGCAUGGUGGGGUCCUCUUCUUUGCCCCCUACACAGCUCCUUCCCUUCCUCCCCCUUUUCCCUCCCCUCCCCACAACCCUACCUAGUCACUCCUGCUCCUUCCCUGGCCAGGGAGGCUUCUUGCUGUAGGAAUGUAGGGUGUGGAUAAGUUCAUGUUCCUAUGUUCAAAAAGGAACGAAGGAGAGGGAGUUGGAUGGGACACUUCAAGAUAGUGUCCUGGGGCACAGGAAGCCACUUGGGGGGAGCAAUGCAUAGACAGAUGUCACCCAGAGCCACUGUUCAGUGGCCAGAGUAAUAACUUAUGGUCUGGCCUGGGCGAGUUCCAUCCGUGAUAGUCCCCAGGCCAUCCUCACAGCACCCCCCACUCUUCACCCAGGUUUGUGAGUGCUUUCCUGUUCAAGAGGGUGAGUCCAUUGGUAUAGUGGGCACAGCAAAUGCCCCCGCUUCUGGCUUCUUGCAGCCCCCUUCUGCAUUCCUCUUCCUCUGGCCUGCUCUGUGCACCUGUACUCAUCUUUCUUGGACCUGGUAGUGGGGAAAGAAGGAGGUCCAAGAGAAAGGGGUAUGGAGAGACUCUACUUCAGCCAGAUGCUCCACUGCUGAGUCCACGGUCCUUGUGAAAACCAACUGCGGAGCUGACAUGGUGUUCUCUGCUGCCGCCUGGUGGCACAGGAGAGUAGGGCUGCAUCCCGCUUGUGCCCAGCCCUCUGGCAUGCCCUACAAGCAGGACAACACUCCCACCUGCUCCCUUGCAGAACGAUGGAGCAGCUGAGACAGGAAAGGUGAUGAUGGCUAUCCUUCCCUGUAGAAGCUAUAGAAGUCAAAGGCUUCCUAUGUCCAUCUCCCCUUGGCCCUGGUGGGAAGUGAUGGAGGUGGGCUUCCCAAGAGAGUAAGUAUGGGGGCAGAGGCCAGCCUCCCCCCGCUGCACCACCUUCUUGAGCCUCUCCUUGGAAUGCUACACUUUCCAUGGUAGGCCACCAGAGCAGUUCUGCACGUGGAUGGAACCCCAGUUCUCUCCAUCCUUCACAGUCUCCGGUCUUUGUAGACACUCAUUUCCCUUAUCCAUUUUCCUUCACCCAGUAGUGGAGCUGCCCCAGAUCUCUGGCUUGAAAUUCACAGCUGCCUGGGAAAGUUCCUGUGCAUGUCACUGUAGGAGGCAGGGGUCUGCAACAUUUGGUCCCUCUACCUCCUGCACUCCCUGGGCCAGUUCAAAGGGAGUUGGAGAGAACUAGGAGCUAGCAGGAGGGACUUCAGACCAAUGUCACAGCUCAUGGAAAACCACCUUUCAUGAGUCCUUGAUAAAAGCAAGGGCAAGGAGCAAUGACUUUACUCUUUAAAGCAGCCAGAACACUAAUACAGGUGUGUGUAUGUGUGUGUGCAUGCACAUGUGUGCACAAGGAGCAGCUGUGGGUUGUAAUUUGGGGUCUCUUUUCAUCUCAUCUCCUAUGGCUGUUUGAGUUUUAGAUUGGUGGUCAAAGGCCUAAUCUGGCAGUUAUUGGCCAGUUUCUGGUUUAUUUGGCCAGUGUAACAUUUAGUAAAAUGUUUUUUUUAAAAUAUAUUAGUUAUAGAUGGACACCUUUAUUUAAUUUAUUUAUUUUUAUGCAAUGCUAAGGAUUGAACCCAGUGCCUCACACGUGCUAGGCAAGUGCUCUACCACUGAGCUACAGUCCCAACCCUAGAAAAGUGUUUUAAAUAAAUGCCUUUAAUCACUCUCUGUUUUGCCACGGGUUCUACCACUCCCUGCCGUGAAACCUGAACUUUUUACACUUUCAUGUCCGAGUGCAUCUGAAUUCCUAACCUGGGUGGGCAGUGGAGGAAGCUAGACUCUGUCUUGAGCAGGAGGGGAAAAACAGAGGACAGUGGCUGCAGGAACCUCGUGAGUGGUGGUCCCUGGAUGUCUGGUUCACGUGUGGACUUCAUCAACCCUGGAAUGAUUCCCUUUCCCACUCAGACUCUUCCCUUUCCCAGAGAAGGCUGGUGGCCAACUUUAAUUUCAAAGGUAGAUUGGAAGUAUCAGACCACAGCAGCUCCUAUAUGGCGGAGUGGACUCCAGAGUGGAACUAUCCAUGUGGACACUCAUGCAACCCACAGAGAGGACCACGUGGAGGGAAUUGAGGCCUCCUGCCAAUGGCCAUCACCAACUUGUGGACCAGCUGAAUGAGUCACUGUGGAAGUGGAUCCACUGGUCCCAGGCAAGCCCUCAGGUGACUGUAGCUGGCUGACAUAGGGCCUGAGACCUCAUGAGAAGCCCUGUGCUACAAACCUCCAGCCAGGAGGGCCCUGGUUCAAAGUGAAGAAUCAGAAAUGUAUAUUGUGGUUUUAAGCCAUGAUGUUUUGGAGUAAUUUGUUAAGCAGCAGUAAAUAACUAACACUGUCCUUGGCUUCCAGGGUAUAAGAGGCAACCACUUUGAGGGGCAGGCAUAGCCCCUCAUCUGAGGGUCUCUGAGCACACUGGGAAGAGGGAUGACUCCCAUGUUUUUCUGGUCCCCAAGCCUUUGCCCUUCUCCUUAUCUCUACCUCCUCUGGCCCCUCCAGAGCCUUCUCCUGACUCCCACUUGCCCUCCUCUCCUUGCUCAGAGGCAGGUAAGAGCUGGUUGCCUCUGUCCCUGCUGCCCUCUAUCCUCACAUGCCCCGUUCCCUGGUGACUGAGCCUACGUGGCUUCCCUGCGGGUUUAGUUGCUCAGUGAAGUAACCAGUGUUGAUUGGAUCUGACAGGGAUGAAAAACUUGCUAACUACCCAUCGAUACAGAGAGACCAAGGAAGGACAUGCGGGCUGGGGGAAGACAGAGGGAAACUGACAGGAACCAAGCCUGGUAAGGCGUGUGGGGUUGAGGUGGGUCGGUGCCCUGGGCCCUGAUGCUCUGCAUUCCAACUCUCUCUGCUUCCAGGCUGUCCCCCAGCAGGGUCAGUUUGCUUGUCUGGUGUGAAGAGCCUGUCAGGUGAGGGAGGUGAGCACAGUCAGAAAUCGCAGAGCUCCUUCCCUGCCCCACCAUGUCCAAUCCCACUGCUGUAACAAGAAUCUGGUCAAGAAUUCUUACGCAGUCACAUUCUGAGGUUUUCUCUGCCCACACGCCUCUCACCAGUGGAAGGCAGCUAGGGCCUGACUCUGAGGACAAUUCCAUGCUCCACAUCAGCAACACCCCAACCAGUAGUGGGAAAUUCCCUCCCAGCAAGACACCAACCCCUCCAGACUAAGCAGAGGUGUCCUGCACCAUGCCUGACCAGAGUUGGUCCUCAACAAGAGUAGUUGACAUUUGGGUGUAUUGUAAAGAGAAGGAUUCCAGGAGGAGAGUGGGACAAGGACGGAGCCACCAGGACAAGCUGGUGGUCAGCCAGCUGUCAGGAUACCUGGGUUCCCUGUCUGUCUGC